Brassica oleracea var. oleracea is the source of this 465-nucleotide messenger RNA. RefSeq names its product glutathione S-transferase T3-like. The coding region runs from base 1 to 465 and encodes 154 amino acids. Lineage: Eukaryota; Viridiplantae; Streptophyta; Magnoliopsida; Brassicales; Brassicaceae. The record is from RefSeq and is a predicted model, not a curated record. The transcript is spliced from 2 exons.
AUGGAUUCUUUUUCCUUUAACUCUCCCGGGUUGGUUAACCUACUAGCUUCCCAGAGCAGUCAAACAAUAGAGUUAGGGUCUUCGGAGGUUCCUAAACCUGCGUCAAAGCGAAAGUGGACAACCAAAGAAGACGUUGUGCUGAUCAGUGCUUGGUUGAACACCAGCAAAGAUCCAAUCGUGAGUAAUGAGCAGAAGACAGCUAAGUUUUGGAAGCGAAUAGAGGAGUAUGUCAAUGCUAGCCCUCUGCUCAUUGGCUCCGUUCCUAGGGAUUGGAGUCAAUGUAAGCAGAGGUGGGGAAGGGUGAAUGAGCAGGUGUGCAAGUUUGUGGGAAGCCAUGAAGCCGCUUUGAAGGAGCAAGCGAGUCACGGGUUGCAUGAGGUGGAUGUGUGUGGAUGUGGAUGCUUGUUCUUUAUCUCGGUUUCUUUAGGUUUCAGGUCACGGGUUGUAGGAGGUGGAUGCUUGUAG